Zymoseptoria tritici IPO323 is the source of this 919-nucleotide messenger RNA. RefSeq lists its product as uncharacterized. Gene Ontology annotation, molecular function: oxidoreductase activity, acting on the CH-OH group of donors, NAD or NADP as acceptor. The record is from RefSeq and is a predicted model, not a curated record. The transcript is spliced from 4 exons. Lineage: Eukaryota; Fungi; Ascomycota; Dothideomycetes; Mycosphaerellales; Mycosphaerellaceae. Bases 53 to 919 code for a protein of 288 amino acids.
CUUUCUUCACGACUUUUCGAUCCCUGACUCUCCCUACUCUCAUCCUCCCACGAUGUCCUACCCUCCCCGACUCAACAAUAGAGUAGCCCUUAUAACGGGCGGCUCCUCCGGUCUUGGUCGUGCAAUAGCUCUCCUCUUUGCACGCUCCGGUGCCCGAAUUUGUAUCGUUGACCUGUACGAUCGGCCCCGCAACGCGACCAACCCUCACACGGGCAAAGCAGACGACUUCAACAAUCGUGUUGAGGGCGGGACGAGUGUCGUGGAGGAAGUCGAGAAUGAGCUGGGAGACGGUAGAGCAGUUUUCGUGAGAGCGGAUAUCACUGUUGCUGGGGAGGUGGACGCAGCAGUGGGACGGUGCGUAGAAGUAUUCGGAAGACUUGACAUCAUGAUGAACAACGCCGGUAUAUCGGUCGAGUCAACGCAUCCGAGUCCCCUUCCCCUGCACCUCACUUCGGAAUCCGACUGGGACAAGACCUUCGCCAUCAACACCAAAGCCGUCUUUCUCUGCUGCAAAUAUGCUCUGAUCCAAAUGCUGAAGCAAGAUCCUCCACCCGACUCCAAGGAAAGGGGCUGGAUAGUGAACACCGCGAGCAUCCAGGGCCUGGUGGCGUACUUUAACACUCCAAGCUACACCGCCUCCAAAGGCGCCAUAACCCAACUCACAAAACAACUCGCCCUCGACUACGCUCCAUACAGAAUCCACGUCAACUCCCUCUGUCCAGGAUUCCUCCGCACAGCCAUGACGCAAAACUUGCAGAACGACCCCGUGAAGCAAGCGGAGAUCGACGGAGCGCAUCCGCUGGGUGGCAUGGGUGAUCCGGAGGAUGUGGCGAGGGUGGCGCUGUUUUUGGCGAGUGAGGAUGUGAGAUGGGUUACGGGCGUUAAUUUGCCGGUUGAUGGAGGGUAUACCGCGAUUUAG